Colletotrichum graminicola M1.001 is the source of this 1146-nucleotide messenger RNA. RefSeq lists its product as uncharacterized. Lineage: Eukaryota; Fungi; Ascomycota; Sordariomycetes; Glomerellales; Glomerellaceae. The annotation marks the transcript as partial. The record is from RefSeq and is a predicted model, not a curated record. The transcript has a single exon.
GCACUCGACGAUCCGAACCGACCAGCUGAUCCCGACCAUCCGUCAAACCAGGCACGAAAACGGUAUGCAGACAUUCGUGGGUACGACUCCUUCGAGGCCAUGCUCGCGUCAUCAGGCGCGGAGGGAGCGGUGCCUACCAAGGUACCGUCUUCCGCCUCGGCGUCUGACUCGGAUUCGAUUCCGGAUGUAGACAUGUACGACUUUGGCGACAAUCCCCCGCUCGUCGAUGAUUCGGACGACGAAGACUACGUGGAAGGAACAGGCGAUAAGGACAAGGAGUUGGACGAAGAAAUGGUGGACGUAGAACCCCAGCCCCUCAGGCGGAGCACUCAAGAGGUGCGCCCUACUUUGCGGCUGGGCGAAAACGGCUGGCCAUCGGGCAGAUUGGGAGGUGCUGCCGGAACACGGCUAUCUGCUCGGAAGGACAUGCCGACAGCAACCGCCAGCGAGGAUGUGACAAUGGAUGAUGCCAGUCAGGCAACUUCGUCAAAGAGUUAUGUCACUGGCGACGAAACACCCAAUACGACGGGUGUUAACGGUGGUUUGCCCAGCUUGGCACUUGGGACCCCUGCUAGUUCGAUCAGCGAGAAUGCUGUCAGGGUAGGUCUUUCCGAAUCGGCUACUGGAACCAAUGACGGCGCUUCUAAGAGUGUGGCGUCUCCGGAUUCAAUGCGGGAUCCGGGUGGGCGUGCCGCGAUUUCGGAACCUUCAACAAGGGGCAACUCGUCUCAGAGGCUCAACGAACAGGAGAGCGCAAAGACGGACAGUCGGAAGGAUUUGCAGCAUGGGGAGAACGGGUCUCGGUUGGGUCAUACAGCUAUGGCCAACCUCGCCCAGAGCGCCGUGACGGCUGCGUCUAAGUCGCCAAGCUUGAGCGUGGAAGCCCCUCAGAUAAGCCCUGCGUUACAGGUUGCCGACCUACUCAAUGACGCUACGACCCCUGAGAAAGCCAUUGAGCAGCCGUUAGCAUCCACUCGGGAUAAGCCCGCCGAGGCUCGCCGACCUCUGCCGUUGGGACCCAUGCCAGAUUCUCGCUCGUCUGGCGUGGCAGUAAUUCAACCAACGACUCGGAAGCAUCCUCUGCCACAUAAACCAACCCUUGGGCCAAUCAGCAGUCAGAGGGAGGGUGUAAGUCAGCAGCCGUCG